Medioppia subpectinata is the source of this 1062-nucleotide messenger RNA. Lineage: Eukaryota; Metazoa; Arthropoda; Arachnida; Sarcoptiformes; Oppiidae. The record is from the annotation of a GenBank genome assembly.
AGUGCUGACCUCUACCCACACGAGACGUGCGUAAAGUUUUGGCGUGAAAUCACAUGUGAAUAUUGUUUUGACAAUAAUUUUCAAAUCAAUUGCAAUUGUAAUCACGUUUUAAUUGUCACUUCAAUCGCAAAUCUUGACCAAUAAAAUGGCUGCACAACUGAUGAACUUCGUCGGGAAGUUGGGAGUGGGUCUGGCCAUCGGGGCGUCGGUCAUAAACACCGCUCUCUAUAACGUGGACGGCGGUUCCCGUGCCGUCAUCUUUGACCGAUUCACGGGUGUAAAGCCAACAGUGAUGGGAGAGGGCACUCACUUUCUCAUACCGUGGGUCCAGAGGGCCAUCAUUUACGAUAUCCGUUCCCGACCUCGCAAUGUGCCCGUCAUUACCGGCAGUAAAGAUCUACAGAACGUUCAAAUAACUCUUAGGAUACUCUUCCGUCCCAUUCCUAAAGAGUUGCCCAAACUUUACAUGAGUUUGGGUGAGGAUUACGACGAAAGAGUGUUGCCGUCGAUCACCAACGAAGUGCUGAAAGCCGUUGUGGCUCAGUUCGAUGCGGGAGAACUCAUUACCCAACGAGAGAUUGUCUCACAGAGAGUGUCCGAAGAGUUGACAGAACGGGCCAAUCAGUUCGGUCUCAUUUUGGAUGAUAUAUCUCUGACACAUCUAACUUUUGGCAAAGAGUUUACGGCAGCGGUUGAGUUGAAACAAGUGGCCCAACAGGAGGCAGAGAGGGCUCGCUUUCUGGUGGAGAAAGCGGAACAACACAAGAAGGCGUCGAUCAUCACAGCGGAGGGCGACUCCCAGGCCGCCAGCCUUCUGGCCAAGGCUUUCGAAUCGGGCGAGGCUUUAGUCGAGUUGAGGCGUUUGGAAGCGGCCGAAGACAUCGCUUUACAACUCUCGCGUUCCCGGAAUGUAGUGUAUUUGCCGGCGGGACAAAACACCUUGCUUAGUUUGCCUCAAAUGUAGUGUGAAACUCAAGUUUCUCUUAAAUCUUUUUUAUUAUGUCUAAUGUAUUAGAAAUUUAUUCAAAUUUAUUGGUUAAUAAAUAUUCAGUCAAUUCCUCA